This is a messenger RNA of Colletotrichum chrysophilum, 1740 nucleotides long. RefSeq lists its product as uncharacterized. Gene Ontology annotation, cellular component: membrane. NCBI's taxonomy places the organism in Eukaryota, Fungi, Ascomycota, Sordariomycetes, Glomerellales, Glomerellaceae. Gene Ontology annotation, biological process: phosphate ion transmembrane transport. The record is from RefSeq and is a predicted model, not a curated record. The coding region runs from base 1 to 1740 and encodes 579 amino acids. The transcript has a single exon.
AUGGCUGCCCUCCCGCAGUAUGACUGGAUCAUCGCCCUGAUCAGCAUCGCCUUCUGCGGCAGCUCUUUCGGAAACGGCGCCAACGAUGUCGCCAACUCCUACGCCACCUCGGUGGCCGCCCGCACCCUGACCAUGCCCCAGGUCGGCUUUCUGUCCAUGUUCACCGAGUUUUUUGGCGCCGUCGUCCUCGGAUCCCGCGUCACCGGAACGAUCAAGAACAAUAUCAUCGGCCUCGAUCGCUUCCGCGGGACCCCCGCAACCCUCAUCCUUGCCAUGGGCUGUGCCGAGUUCGCCAGUGCCUUCUGGUUGCUCACUGCCACCAAGAUUGGAUACCCUGUCUCAACAACGCAGACCAUCGUCGGUGCCUUGGUUGGCGUUGGCAUAGCUGCGGAAGCUGGCGUAUCUUGGGGCUGGAAGGAUGGAAGCGUGUCCCAGGUUGCCGCAUCUUGGGUCAUCGCCCCUUUGAUCUCUGCAGUCUUCUCCGCCAUUCUCUUUGGAAGUCUCAAAUUCGCUGUCCUCGAGCGCAAGAACCCCUUCGAGAAAGCAAUGAAGGCCAUUCCGUUUUACCUCGCCUUUACCGCUGCAGUUCUCGCCCUGUUCAUUAUCAUCGAGGCCCCUGGUGCGCCGUCACUCGAGGAGCUCGGUGCCGGCAUUGCAUGCGCAAUCGUCUUGGGUACCUUCUUUGGUGCUCUUCUUCUCGCCUACGUCUUCUUCCUGCCAUAUGUCCACCGAAGGCUUGUGAAGCAAGACACGCGCAUCCGACUGCGUCACGUCUUCCUUGGGCCCUUGUUGUGGAUGGAGAACCCGCCCAUCUAUCUGCCUGCAAAGGGCGACGAGGUGGUUGUCGACUACAACGCCAGGAUUGUAUCCCCCAAUGACAAUGAGGACAUUGAGAAGCAAAAGGCCAAGACCGAGUCUAGUGCCGACAAGGGAGAGAAGCUCGUCAACGACCAUUCCCCGACCAGCCCGACCGCCGCACCCUUGUCUCUUGAGGACGUUGAGCGCGGCAAGACAGCACCCCCCGCGAGCGCUUACAAACGUAUGCCUGAACCUGAGGAACGCUUCCUUGCUCCAACGGCUCACCUUCCCAUUCACAACCCCAAGCGUAUUUGGAGCUUCAUCAAGUAUAUCUUUCUUCAAGGAGUCACGCGUGACUGCGUCAACCACGCUGAUACCCAGCUUGCCUCCGUUCAUGGAAAAGCCAAGCAAUACGAUAUUCGCGCUGAGCACCUGUUGACGUACGCCCAAGUCGCCAGCGCCAUGAUGAUGUCCAUUGCUCACGGCUCCAACGAUGUUGCCAAUGCAGUCGGGCCUUGGAUUGCGGCGUACCAGGUCUACAUGACGGGCGAAGUGUCCGAAAAAGGCGAAAGCCCAAUCUGGAUUCUCGUUGUCGCCGGCUUUCUCCUCGGUGCUGGCUUCUGGUUCAUGGGCUAUAAGAUUAUAAGGGCAAUGGGAAACAAGAUGACCUCCGUUACACCCAGCCGAGGCUUCAGCAUGGAAUUGGGCGCAGCCAUCACCGUUUUGGUUGCCAGUCGUCUUGGCCUUCCUGUCAGCACCACGCAAUGUCUGACUGGUUCCAUCGUCGGUGUUGCCUUGAUGAACUUCGAUGUUCGCGCUGUGAACUGGCGCCAGGUUGCCUUUGUGUUCUCUGGCUGGUUCAUCACACUACCCUGCGCGGGUUUGAUUGGUGGCUUGUUGAUGGCGAUGUCCCUCAACACCCCCCAGUUCGGCCAGGGAUAA